This is a messenger RNA of Mesocricetus auratus (golden hamster), 9413 nucleotides long. It is a transcript of the gene Lifr, whose product is annotated as LIF receptor subunit alpha. The transcript is spliced from 21 exons. Gene Ontology annotation, molecular function: leukemia inhibitory factor receptor activity; oncostatin-M receptor activity; ciliary neurotrophic factor receptor binding. Lineage: Eukaryota; Metazoa; Chordata; Mammalia; Rodentia; Cricetidae. Gene Ontology annotation, biological process: positive regulation of cell population proliferation; cytokine-mediated signaling pathway. The record is from RefSeq and is a predicted model, not a curated record. Bases 246 to 3617 code for a protein of 1123 amino acids. Gene Ontology annotation, cellular component: membrane; external side of plasma membrane; signaling receptor complex.
GCUGUCGGGCUAGCAGAAGGCAGAAGCCAGGACCAUCUUAAGGGUGCGGCGCUUCGCAGCUCUCUACAACAUGACAUUUUCCUUAAAGGGAAAAAGAAAUCACCAUAUCGUUUGCUGAGUAAGAUGGUUCUUAUUGGGUAGAGUGUGCAUGCACAUGUGUUCAGCCAUAAUCUUGAAUGGGAAGCCUGUUGAACUGUUGACUGGGACAGCGAACACCUGAACUCAGCAUCUGCAAGCAGCUUUUGAUGUCUGAAAGCCGAGUAGCCGAGUUUGGCUUCUUCACCAAGGAUCGCACAGCAUGCUUCAGACUGACUGCACCACACACGGCGAUGGGUGCUUACUCAUGGUGGAAAGAGCCAUCCUGGAUGGUGGACAGUAAAAGGAGGAGAAUGACUCCGAACUGGCCAUGGCUCCUGUCAGCACUUACGCUUCUGCAAGUGAACGCAGUGCAAGCACAUAGUCUGAAGAGAGGGUCAGCUCAAGAUUUGAAAUGUACAACCAAAAACAUGCAAGUGUGGGACUGCACAUGGACAGCACCCGUUGGGGUUAGCCCUGGGACUGUUAAAGAAGUCUGCAUUAAAGACAGGCUCAACUCUUGUCAUCGGUUAGAGUCAACAAACAUUAAAAUUGCAGCUCUUUCACCUGGCGAUCACGAAGUAGCAAUAAAUUACCUAAAUGGCUUUCAAAGUAAAUUCACGCUGAAUGAAAACGAUGUUUCUUUAAUUCCAGAUACUCCUGAGAGUUUGGAUUUGUCUGCUGACUUCUCGACCUCCACGUUACACCUGAGGUGGAAUGACAGAGGCUCUGCUUUCCCUUACCCCUGCAAUGCCACCUGGGAAAUCAAGGUCCUACAGAAUCCGAGCAUGGAACUCGUAAAAUUAGUAUCAUUCAACACAACCCUGAGCGGUCGAGAUAUAGUUCACCAUUGGAAUUGGACCUCAGACCUGCCCUUACAAUGUGCUACUCACUCUGUGGGGAUUAGAUGGUACAUCGACUAUAAUCGUUUCUCUGGCUAUAAAGUGUGGAGUGACUGGAGCCCUCUGAAGAACGUUUCUUGGACUCCUAAUUCUGAGACCAAUGUUUUCCCUCAAGACAAAGUGAUUCUUGCAGGUUCAGACAUAACAUUUUGUUGUGUAAGCCAAACAAAAGUGCUGUCGGGACAGAUUGGCAAGACAUUUUGUCCUCUUAUCCAUCUUUAUGGGGAAAACGUUGCAAUCCAUAUCCGGAAUAUUUCCGUUUCUGAAAACAGUGGAACAAACGUGGUUUUCACAACAGAAGAUAAUGUAUAUGGAACGGUUGUCUUUGCAGGCUAUCCACCCGACAUUCCUCAGAAACUGAAUUGUGAGACACAUGAUUUUAAAGAGAUUAUCUGUAGUUGGAAUCCAGGAAGGCCAACAGGACUGGUGGGCCCGCGGAAUACAGACUACACUUUAUCUGAAAGCAUUUCGGGAAAAUCCGUCCCAUUUAAAAGGUUUGAAACUCUGACAAAUGAAAGCUACCGUUUAGCCUUCCAAAUGCUUCCAGGCCAAGAAAUCCAUAACUUCACCCUAACUGGUCGCAAUCCACUGGGACACGCAGAAUCAGCAGUUUUCAUCAACAUAACUGAACGAGUCGCUCCUCAUGUACCUGUUUCAUUGAGAGUGAAGGACAUCAGUUCGACAGUUGUUACACUUUCCUGGCAUUUGCCAGGAAAUUUUGCAAAGAUUAAUCUCUUAUGUCAAGUUGAAAUUUGUAAAGCUAGUUCCGAACGAGAAGUGCGGAAUGCCACAAUCAAAGGAGCCGAGGAGUCAAGUUAUCUUGUUGCUGUGGACAAAUUAAACCCAUAUACUCUGUAUACUUUUCGGGUUCGUUGUUCUACUGAGACUUUCUGGAAAUGGAGCAAGUGGAGUAAUGAAAAGAGACAUUUAACCACGGAGGCCAUUCCUUCACGGGGACCAGAUACUUGGAGAGAGUGGAGCUCUGAUGGAAAAAACUUAAUAAUCUAUUGGAAGCCUUUACCCAUUAAUGAAGCCAAUGGAAAAAUACUUUCCUAUAAUGUAUCAUGUUCAUCAAAUGAGGAGACACAGUCCCUUUCUGAGAUCCUUGAUCCUCAACACAGAGCAGAGAUACAGCUUGAAAAAAGUGACUACAUCAUCAGUGUGGUGGCAAAAAAUUCUGCUGGCUCAUCACCGCCUUCUAAGAUAGCUAGUAUGGAAAUCCCAAAUGAUGAUAUCAUAGUAGAGCAAGCCGUUGGAAUGGGAAAGAGGAUCUUCCUCUCCUGGCAUCCUGACCCCAACAUGACCUGCGACUACGUAAUUAAGUGGUGCAACUCCUCUCGUUCUGAGCCCUGCCUCAUGGACUGGAUAAAGGUUCCUUCAAACAGCACCAAGACUGUAAUAGAAUCUGAUCAGUUUCAGCCAGGAGUAAGAUACAAUUUUUACCUCUAUGGGUGUACUAACCAGGGAUACCAAUUGUUACGUUCCAUAAUUGGAUAUAUAGAAGAAUUAGCUCCAAUUGUUGCACCAAAUUUCACUGUGGAAGAUACGUCUGCAGAUUCGAUAUUAGUAAAAUGGGAAGACAUCCCUGUGGAAGAGCUUCGUGGCUUUUUAAGAGGGUAUUUAUUUUACUUUCAGAAAGGAGAGAGAGAUACGCCUAAGACAAGAACUUUUGAGACAGGUCAUUCUGACAUCAAACUAAAGAAUAUCACUGACAUAUCACAGAAGACUCUAAGGAUUGCCGAUCUUCAGGGUAAAACCAGUUACCACUUGGUCCUUCGAGCCUAUACGCAUGGUGGUCUGGGUCCUGAGAAGAGCAUGUUUGUGGUGACCAAGGAAAACUCCGUGGGAUUAAUUAUCGCCAUCCUCAUCCCAGUGGCUGUGGCUGUCAUCGUUGGAGUGGUGACAAGCAUCCUUUGCUACCGGAAGCGAGAAUGGAUUAAGGAAACGUUCUACCCUGAUAUUCCCAACCCAGAAAACUGCAAGGCCUUACAGUUUCAGAAGAGUAUCUGUGAGGGAAGCAGUGCUCUGAAGACACUGGAAAUGAAUCCCUGUACCCCAAAUAAUGUCGAAGUUCUGGAAUCUCGAUCAAUAGUUCCUAAAAUAGAAGAUACAGAAAUAAUCUCCCCAGUGGCGGAGCGUCCUGGGGAAAGCUCCGAGGCAGACCCCGAGAACCACGUGGUUGUGUCUUACUGCCCCCCCAUCAUUGAGGAGGAAAUAGCGAACCCUGCAGCAGAUGAAGUGGGAGGGACUUCCCAGGUCGUGUACAUUGACGUUCAAUCCAUGUAUCAGCCUCAAGCCAAACCAGAGGAAGAGCAGGGCAUUGACCCCGGGGUGGUGGCAGCCUAUAAGCCCCAGAUGCGCCUCCCCAUUAACUCUGCUGUGGAAGACUUUGCAGCAGCGGAAGAUGAAGCAGAUAAAACUGCAGGUUACAGACCCCAGGCCAAUGUGAAUACCUGGAAUUUGGUCUCUCCAGAUUCCCCCAGGUCCACAGACAGCAACAGUGAAAUUGUCUCUUUUGGGAGUCCGUGCUCCAUCAAUUCCAGGCAAUUUUUGAUUCCUCCUAAAGAUGAAGACUCUCCUAAAUCUAAUGGAGGAGGGUGGUCAUUUACAAACUUUUUCCAGAACAAACCAAACGACUAACCAGUCACCCUUGGCCACUUCAGUCUGCCAUCUCAACAAGCUCUCAUUGCUGGUGUCCAGGCAGUAGCCGGGGCAUUCCUGGAGGGACCCUGCAAAUGUUGAGAGUCAGGGACCUUCACUCCGGGCAAGUGACACUACAAGUGUUAAUGUGCUUUUAAUGUAUCCUAAAAGUCAAAGUACAGUGACUCAGAAACCUCAGCCAUAGAAACUCAAGAUCUGAAGCUGGUUUUGAUUGAGCCAAAGAAUCCUCCACAAGGAUUUCACGACUAACUUAACUCUGCCUAGUACAUAUAUGCAAAACAAAUCUCACAACUGUCUGUUGUUAGUGGUUUUCUCAUCUUUGUAUGUUAUGGAAUUCCAAGUGGAUUUACAGGCAAGGAAGAGAAAUGUACAAGUCAAAAUAACGUUAAUUUGCCUGACAUUUACUGCAGUCCAGAGGAAAACCAAGCACAGAUAUUUUAAAACUUUUAUGAUGUCUCUAUCCACAGCAUUUACGAAAGAGAACCUAGUUUUUAAUGUAGCAGCAGCUAUCUGGUGUUCUGUUUGGUAGAGUGUGCUGAUGUCUGUGCCUAUCUGGUAUUCCAGUUGAUGGAGUGUGAUAAUUUCUCUGCCUACUGUAUCAUGGUUAUCAAACAGUUGUCUCAGGGGUACAAACUUGGAAAAACAAGUGUGACACUGACCAGCCCGAAUCAGAAUCACAUUGUCCUGCUUUGAGUGGGACGUGAAAGCCUUUCUCCUAUCACGUAGCUUCUGUUGCGCAGCCGGUUGUCCUCAUGAUGGAAAUUUCUAGAACUGUCUCCAAAUUUUCUCUGUGUUUUUGCUUUGUGUUACAGUGUCUGCUUUGUAAGAACAAAUUCAACAUUAUUCACAAGUAUAUAAUUGUAAUGAGUUACUAUGUAAGAUGACUACUAAGAAAUAGCUACUGGUGCAUGCCGACCCCAUCACUCUGAUAAGGCUCAGUUCCCGUGAGAAAGUUCCCCAUUAAGAUGGUGAUGAUCUUUGGGGCCUCUCAGUAGCUUUCUUUUCUGCUCAUGAGUCACAGCCCCUCCUCCCUCAGGCAAUUGGUGGUCCAGACUCUUCAGACCCAAUCUUCAAAUCCAUAUAAGCUUAAACCUAAAGAGAGAUUAUUUCUCCCCGGAGCAGUGAGUAAAGGGUGAUUUUAAUAGAAGACAUAAAACUUAUGGAAUCGGAGGGUAGUGGCCAGUGGUUGUUGGCGUAAGUCAUGAAGAGUGGGGUCCUGAACACAGCACCCUCCAUCCCCCUCGGUUUCUCUUCAGCAGUGUGCAAAGUGAAUGCGGUUCUGGGAGGAGCAGGGUAAAACCCUAACAAGUACUUUGUUAACAAGUACGUGACAGUUGGAGACACCUGAGUAGAAAACCUUGGUUUUGUGUCAUCUGAAGUCCCCCAAAUUUUGCAGAUAAUGGAUUGGUUUGUUUUUUAUUUUAUUUUUGUUCCUAUUUCAUUUUUUUAUUUUUACUUUUUGUGUGUUUGCUUUUUGUUGUUUGAGACAGGGUCUCAUUAUGUAGCUCGGCUGUCCGAGAACUCACUGUGAAGACCAGACUGGCCUCAAACUCACAGAAAUCCACCUGCCUCUGCUUCCUGAGUUCUGGGAUUAAAGGCGUGCACCUCAUAUUUUAUCUUUUAAAAAAGUCAUGUGAAAAAAACCGUAGGAUGACAAGGGACAAAAUCUAAUAGUCAAUGCAUGAUCUUGUUUUUAACCCUAGGAUUCAACUACAUUUUGGAGCUUCAUUAUAUGAUGGUAUGUGGAAUGAAAUAGAGUUAGUUGUGCAUUUAUAUAGUAUAUAAAAGGUAGAUAAUAGCUCUUAGAAAUUUUCGGUAAUGAAAAAUACUCCAAACAGUUUAAUUUGUCUUCGUGUGCCCUCUCUGGCUCCUUUGUCGACCCAGCCACUCUGCGCUCCGGCUGUCUCCUCUCCCUGCCCAUUUUGUUAUUGCUGUGCUCUGCUUGCCCUCAGUUCAUGCCUCUUUCCCCGUUAUAGGCUUUGUAUUCCAUCCGGUGAGUGUCUGGGAAGGUAGCAGCUUCUCGUGCCGAACUCCAUUAAUCUGAGAACACAAGGAGAGGGCAGAGAAAAUAGACUCAUCCUGUCAUUAAAACAUGUGCCCUUCACGUGGGUGUCUAGAGGGACGGGCACUUAAAAUGCUGCUCAUCUCACACUGCCUCUGAAUUCCAUUCUCAAGGGCCACUGGGCUGCUGAGAAGAGGGGUGCCCGUGGAUUAUUUUAGGAAAAUGUGUUUCGGGACUGAGGCUAGGGCGGAUUGCCUGGUCUUUUCCCACUGAAUUGAAGACAGCUGCAUCUCCGUGCAGUGUUACUACCUCUGCAGUUCCUCCUGAGCUGAACAUACAGAAGGAGCCUAAGCAGGGGAGAAAGGGACAUACAGGACAUGUUGUCACCCUUUUGUAAGCCUGUUUCACCCAGAUUUCCUUGUGAGCAAUGGAGAUCGGGUUAUCAUAAUAUUUGUGAGUAGCCAUUUUCAAUCAUACUUAAUUUAAAGAUACCCUCAAAUGCUUAACCAGGCUUUUGGCAUGAGAGCUGUGAGCUGUGUAUUGCAUUAAUUACACCUCCCGAACCCUCCCAGCUGUUGAGCCAGCGGUGUCCUGGGUUUGGGAUGGUUGUCCUGAGAAUCUAGAAAGCUGUAUUUCUAUGUGUGAUAGAGGUGCUUUUGUUCCUGCUGCUGGCAACAGAAGCAGCCAUUCAUUGGGAAGCUCGAGGGAGGAAGUGUCAGCUUCAUUUUCCAUAUUGGCAUUGCUCUCAUGGGUCAUGGAACUUGAAGGAUUGCACUCAGAACAUCCAGUACCAUCGUACUCAGAGAUGGUAGAAAGUCACAUUCUUAGACCUCGCAAACUGAAGUCGUGUUGGAAAGGUCUCCUGUCCCCGUAAUACUGCCUGUAUUUAUCGAAUAUCACAGUCCUUCCCGUGUUAAUUAAAUGUAAUUUAGUGAAAGGCUAGAGAAUGUUCCUUCCUGAUGGGAAUUCAAAAUCAACAUCAUGGUAUUUUUUCAGUUAAAGUAUCCUUAAUAUGUCAAUAUGCAGAAAAUAUUUCUUACUGCUUAGACACUUAAUCUGGUGAAACUUGUUUGUUUGCACUAAGGUAAUUUUUGCUGUUUUCUGUUUGAAGCUAUGUUAGAGUUAGAGAAAGGCCUUUUUAAAGGAUUCUGGAAGUGUAGUACUUUGUUUUCCAAGUGAAGUAUGGGGGAGGGGUCACAAGCUGCUAAUGCCAGGCACACGGUGAAAGCCCAUUGGCUGUGUUGAUGGAGUCCCUUUCUAGUGUUACAAUUCAGCAGAACUGUGCGGAAGGCUGAUAAAGAUUAAGAUGUGGCUCGCAUAUAUCUGAAAGAUUUGAGUAUACUCCGGGAGCGGCCCCACAGUUUGAGGAAAACCCAAGACUCACCAGACAUUUCCUUAGACCCUGUCAGCAUACUUCUGUGUGGAGUUUGCUUUUAUCUAACAAGUACAAAAUUUGGAGAAGUGUUUGUACCAAUCUAGCAUAUGUUAUGGCGAGCAAUGUGUGUGAGCUCAAUUGAUUAAGAGAAGAACUCACUCUUUGUAAGAUAUCUCAAGACAUUUCCUCUGAACAGAUAUUUCUGAAACGGUUUCAUGCUAUCACAUCUGCCUUCCCUCUUGUAUUCGGAACCAAAAAAAUUGCAGAAGGGAGGGGAAAAAUGUAGCCAAAUUUACAGGGCGUUAAUCUUUUAAAUCUAGAAUAUUCUUCAAAUUCAUUUAGUUUGAAUCAUGAUUCUGUCCCUGUGCUAUUUAUACAGGUUAAGCCUCUCAGUUUACUAGGGUUGUUGGAAUUUUUUUUACUCCCUUUCAAUUACUGCUUUUAUCUUGAUAAUUGUAUGAUCAUGCUGAUUAUAAUACAGAUGAAUUAUUUCUAAAUGCAGACAUAAAAAGAUAGAGAAUAACAUUCAGCUGAACAAUAUCAAGUUUUGUUUCAUCUUGUUAGAGCUCCUGGGGUUAUAAUUUGGUCUAGAAUAUCCACCUUUCUAAUUAUGAUAUUAGAUUAUGACUGGAUCCCAUUAUUUUUAACCAGAGUAGUACCUGUUCUCCCUGCAUUAUGAAUGAUAAUUUUGUCCAAGGUGUAAAUAGAAUUUGCUUAAGUUAAUUUUUAACUGUGGUAUACUUUUAUUAUAAAUAGACCAUAACUGAUUGCACAGUAACUGAAUAAAAUCCAUAAUAGUUUGUACUAAUUUUUGCUUGCUGGAACUGAAUACUUUAAAAAUGAAAAAAAUGCUGAGAAAAAAUGAUAAGGAAAUUAAUGUUUAUUACAUUCAUAUGUGUCUUCAAGAUCACCUUUGUAUUGGUCAAUCAGAAAUUUAAAAGAAAUCAAACUAUUAUAGGCUUUUCGAUGUACUUAUGCCUAAAAUAUUGGGUAUAUCUAAUUGGCUGGCUACUUAAGUUUAUUCUAUUUCCUUAUAUACAUUUUUAUUUUUAAUUAUUCCAUUUUAAAUGGGCAGUUUCAACUUCUGCACUUAACUUCCAGGUAUUCCAGUCGCAUAUCUUCAAAUAUCAAAAUAUUUUUAGGUGACAGUCCCAUCUACCUUAAGUCACAGGCAAUUUAGUACUUAGGCAGGUGGCCGUAGAACAAAAUGCUGAGUAAUAGUUUUCAGAUGAUAGUCUAGUCUAACCAUUUGAUCUAAAUGCUGUCACCCAUCUUCUCCUAGUAGGUUGAUUAUUAGCCUCUAGUUCCUUCAGUUUAAUUUCCCUUCUAAUGUUUUAUUUAAGAAAGUAUGAAGUACCACGUUGAAGCAUUGGGGAAUGAACCCUGUCCCCCUUGCGGUGGGGAAGGUAUUAUGGGAUACCCUGGGACAGAGCAAGUGCUGAAAUACAUCCCAUUCAGGGUUGCAAUGCAAAGAUGGUUCUAAACAGAUAUCCUGAGUCUGAGAUGGUUCCAACUUGCAGGCGUGUUCAAAGGUAAAAUAAGCCAUCUAAAAAAUACUCAGUGUUCCUAGUGAGAUUUUUUUCAAAUUUAUCUUUACCAAAUCUUUCAUUAAUUGGUCAUAAGCCAUUAUCCCUGUAACACUAAGCAAUUGCCUUUUUUUUCCUUUCAGAUUUGCAUUACAGUGCAUUACUGUUUACAAAAUAUACAUACUGUGAACAGAUAUAAAUUUUUGUCUUUUAUAAGGUUUGUGGAAUGAAUGUUUUUUUAAAGAAGGUGUUAUGUUAAAUAUUUUUAGAUUUUUAUAAAUAGUAACUGUUUACUAACUUUUGUUUGGUCAGGUGUGUAUGUGUAGCUGAGAGAAGAUAUACAUUGCAGUUUCCCUUUUUCAUUUCUUGUAAAGUUACCACUACAGACAUUUUUGUGUUAAUACAAAUGACCGGUUAUAAUGUGCAAUACCUGAUAUCAUGUUUAAUCCUAUAAGGAACUUUUUAAAUAUCCAUAUACAGGAAGUAAGUCUGAUUGAUGUAUGUCUCUGUCAUUCACUGCGACUCACAGAAUUCUAAGUUGAGUGUGGAAUAAAGUAACACUCACAGAGAUUGAAAUACUUCCAGCCUUGUGGAAUUUUGGAUAUUAUAUUGCUGUUAGAAUGGGAAAAUCAAACAUUUUAUAUCAUAAUUUCAGAAUUUAACUUCCAUGUCUUUUGGGAAACAUGAUUAUCACAAGAACAUAGAAUAUGUAAAUAACCUAUUAUUAAGACACUACAAAUAUAAAACUAGUAUCGCUUGGCUGUUAAUUCUAUAAAGAUGUUAUCUAUGUCUGUUUUUAAAACAUGCAUGUAUUUAACAAUUUUAUCAUAGUAUUGUCAUGGAAAGAAAUAAAUAUAUUUUCUUACAUCUUA